This is a messenger RNA of Amphibalanus amphitrite, 4839 nucleotides long. Its product is annotated as probable replication factor C subunit 1. Gene Ontology annotation, cellular component: nucleus. The coding region runs from base 152 to 4459 and encodes 1435 amino acids. The transcript has 4 exons. Lineage: Eukaryota; Metazoa; Arthropoda; Thecostraca; Balanomorpha; Balanidae. The record is from RefSeq and is a predicted model, not a curated record. Gene Ontology annotation, molecular function: ATP binding; DNA binding; ATP hydrolysis activity.
GAGAAUUAUGGCGCUAAAAUAAGCUAGGGCGCAAGGCACUAUAUACCCUAGGGCGUAAUUUGAAUUGUAAAUUGCAUGGAAGUUCCCACGAAGUUCCCAAGUGUGCCUGCUCAUGAAAAAAGUAUUCUGUGUACUGAAGGUAUAAAACCAGAUGGAUAGCUCUGGCAUACAGAGUCCUCAAUGCAACAGCACUAUGAAACCAUCAAGUACAAAAUGUGUGGGAGGAAGUUUGCUUCAGUUCUUUCAAAAGAAGGUUGAAUUGCCUCAGUCACAUACUGCAGAGACUGAAAGGAGUGAAAAGCCUGAAACCCUUGGAAAUUUACCUUCAGAAGGACGAGAAAAGGUAAAUGGCACUGUAUCAUCCAAAGAACAGGAUGCUCACAAAAGAAAAGGGCAUGCAGAGAGAAGAAGACACUCAAGAAAUGAAACCAGAGCUCAGAAUUCAAGCAGUGCAUCUGAAAAGACUGAAUUGGAGAAUAUCAAAAGCAAAAAAUCAAUCAACAAUGGUGCCAAUGAUGAACCCAGAAAGCCAAAGCCAUCUGAUCAUGAAGAAGAUUUGAAGGACAAGAGUGCAUCUAGAUUAUCCUCACAAAACCCUUUCCAGAUUCUUAUGCAGUCUGGGAAAAAGAAAGGGGUGUGGGAUAAACCAGCUGCUAAAGCCAAAGAAGCAGAAGCCAUGCUAUCAGACGAUGAGUGUGUUGAACUGUGUAAGGAAAAGAAGGACGAAAAAAGGACAUUGCCUGGGGAAGGUGAAGCCAAACCAGAAAAUGUGAAAUAUUUUUCCAUCUUCUCACCAAAGGCUAGAAAAAAUCAGGUUCAGUCUGGUUUGGACAAUGAUGCUAAUUCAGACACUCCAAACAAAGGUGAUAAAGUAGACAAAACUUCUAAAAAGUCUGGAGCUCAGAAUUUGGCUAAAGAGAAGCAGAAGUCCUCAAAAAGUAGCCAAAGAUCAUCAAUAGCUGGAAAAGAGUCAUCCAAGAGAAAGAAGUCAUCAGAAAUAUCUGAGGAUAAUACAAACAAGGUCAAGUCCAAGAAAUCCAAGUCAAGUCCAAGAGAUUCAAAGACAUCUGUGGAUCACAGUGAAAGAUCAUCUGAAAUUGCUCGCAAGAGAAAAGGGAUUGAAUCAGAAUCUGUUACAAAGGUGACACCACACUCAACACCCAAAAAGUCGCGCCUCAAAGUUACUAGCGACAGUGAUUUUGAACCUGAGGAUGUGAACAGUGGCAAGCGCAAGGGGCGGACGCCGUCCAAAUCCCAGAGCGGUAGCAGCAAGCGUCCCCGUACUGACUCCGCAGCACGCACCGAUGCGAAGUCUCCCACCAAACCAGCGACUCUGUCCGCCGCCCAGAAACUCGUCAAAAAAUCGCGGAAACAGGCGAAACGGAGAUCUGGCGACGCGUCCUCACGGCGCGAGUCAGCCUCCUGCACCAAAGCCGGAGCGAAGCAGACCCUGCUGACGGCAGGACGAAAGCCUGACGACGCGUCUUCCGCUGCCUCCGCCACGGCCAGUCCUCGGCGCCAGUCGAGUCGGGCGGAGAAGAAGCAGAGCCGAGCAGCUCCGAGUGACAGUGAACUCGAGUUCACCCCGGGACGGAAGUCGAGCAGUCGACGGAGAGACGCGAACGCAGACACUACGCCCCGGCAUACCUCUGGACGGAAACGGUCACGGACCGGACGGAACCGACCGACAGAGACCAGCGGGAGCGAACUGGAAGUCACGCCUGUGAAGAAACCAACCAAGCGAACAUCUACAGUCACUCGGCGCCGACUCAGUAGCACGGACAUCGAAGUGCUACCUUCAGUCGUCGAGUCCGACGGACCGCGACGCUCUCCGGAGCGGCGCCGCUCGUCCCGUCCUCGGAGACCAAUGGUGCUCAGUGACAGCGAGGUGGAGUCGUCACCUGUUAAACGGCCCGCCCGCCGGUCCCGUGCUGCGCCUCCCUCGACCGCCGCUGACGGCGAGUCGCCGGCUCCGCGCCGCUCCUCCCGUCCGACCCGACCGGUCCGCCGGCUGAGCGACAGUGAGGUCGAGGUCAGUCCCAUGAAGAAGCCUGCGCGUGGAAAACGCUCGUCUGCGGUGGAUGACCCGGAGGUCGUCCUGGUGCGAUCUCGCUCUGCGGGUCAGCCGUCAACCGGCGCGCGGCCCGCUCGCGGCGGUGUGGACGCGUUCCAGAUGCUCCGCCGCGGCGGCCGGCCUCCCAAGGAGACGGCUGCAGAGAAGGCUGCUAAUGAGGCUCGGCGUGCCUUCCUGGCUAGUGGAGUUCCAGAGCGACUGCAGGUGCAGGCGGAGGUGGCCAAGCGUUUGGAGGAGUCGCUGACGCCUCUGUUCCCGGAGGUGAGCCACGUCCUCCAGCGCGGUGACGAUCAGCCGGCCGCUCUGCCGGGGAGCCCUCCCCCGCUGCCGCCCGGUCUGAGCUGGGUGACCGAGCCGCUGCAGCCGUCACCGCUGGCUGUGAACCUGACGACUCCAGUCGGUGAUCUGGUUCCGGGUGUGGCGACUCUGCUCGGCAGGAAACCUGAGACGCCAGAGGCGGCGGCCGAUGUAGGUGCCGGCGGGGAUGCUAGCGGUGAGGUGACGUCCAUUGCUGAUCCUAGCACUGAGGAUGCGGCGAAGACGGCCGUCGACCCAGGCGAACCAGCCGACUCCAGUUCGUCCCCGGCCUGCCUGCCCCGUCUCUCCCAGCCCGAGUGUGCCGCCUCUCUCCGCCAGCUCCUGGACGCACUCAGCGAGUCCUCCACCCCCGUCCCCUCUGGUACUACCUCCUCAUCAGCCACCUCCACCGGCGCUGCCUCCACCACCCCCUCCGCAGGCCCGUCUCUCUGGACGGACAGAUUCCGACCGCGUCACCACGACGCGUUCGCCGGCGCCUGUCUGCCGGCCGGUGACCUGCACGAGUGGCUGGCCGAGUGGCGCGCCCCCUCGUCAGGAGUAGACUGGGAGGAUGACGGCAGCGAGGAGCCCGCCUCGGACGGCACCGUGCUGCUGCUCGGACCGACCGGCUGCGGUAAAACCAGCGCCGUGUACGCCGCAGCGGCGCAGCUCGGUUUUCAGGUGCUGGAGGUUAGUGCGUCCAACCGCCGCUCGGGGCGCCACCUGUCCUCCCAACUGUCAGAGGCCACCCAGUCCCAGCGGGUCAGCCUGCUGGGCGGCGGUAGCGGCGGUACGACAGCCGACCCGCCCAGCCGCAGUCUGCUGCUGCUCGAGGACGUUCAACUCGUCUCUGAGGAGCUCGAUGACGGAUUUCUCGCGGCCGCUGCCAGCCUGGCCGCCGCUGCCAAACGACCAGUGGUACUCACCAGUGACGACCCAGCCGUGACCCGCACCCGGCUGCUGCGCGCGCUGCCGCACCGGCUUCUGACGGCCACCGCGCCGGCCGCGGCCGAGCUCCGCGUUCGUCUGGUUCUGGUGGCUCUCAGUCAGGGCUGGCUGCUGCCGGAGCGGGUCGCCGCGCGGCUGGCCGGGGCAGGGGACGCGCGCCGCGCCCUCCUGCAGCUGCAGUGGCUCUGUGAGGGCCAGCCGGACGGCGCAGAGACGGUGGACACGUGGCAGGCGCUGACGGAGGCGCAGCUGGAGCCGAUGGAGGAGUUCGUAGACCGCCUGCCGCCGACGCUGAAGGUGGUGCGGCUGACGGACUGUGAGUCGGAGCCGGCCGAGACGGCGGCGGGGCUACCGACGGUACCAGCCGGUCGCCGGCAGAGCGGCUGGACCAUGCCGACGCCAGAGGUCGCCGCUGGGUAUGACGGCCAGACUCGGCGCCGCUGGCGGUGCGUCGACCCGGACCUGUUCUCAGACGAGGACGAAGCCCGACCGCCGGCUCCUAGCCCGGCCCCGGCCCCGGCGGCGGAGGCUACCCCGGCGCAGAGCGAGGAGGAGACUCCACCGGAGGACCGCGUGCUGCUGGCGGAGUCGGUGGCGGCGCUGAGUGACCUCUAUGACCUCCGCUCGGAGUGUGACGCUCUGGUAUCUCCGGCUGACCGGCUGGGCUCCGGCUCCUGGUGGCGGCGGCGGCCCCAGGCAGACAUGGCCGAGUCUGAGCAGCCCCGCUGUGUGACAGAGGAGCGGUGUGACCAGCUCGGGCAGCAGCUGGCGGCGGAGGCGCUCGGAGCCGCCGGCCGCCGCUGCGCCGACCGACUGCGGGCGGCGCGGGAUCGGUUCGCGUCCAGCGGUCGACCCGAGCCGGAGGGUCUGCGUCUGCCCCUGUAUGAGGAGGAGGGGGUCCGGCAGACAGCCUGGGAGCACCACUCCCGCCUGGCGCCGGCCGUGCCCAGUCUGCUGCUGAGCCGGCGAGCCGCCGCCGCGGACCUGCUGCCAUCUAUCCGCCGCAUCUGUAGGCUCGAGUGCCACCGGCGGGCGACAGAUGGCGGGAGGACGAGGAGAUUCCUGCACUACUUCGACCAGAUGGGGCUCCAUGCCGUCCCGAGCGGGCUGAGAACGCAUGUCUGCGAGAGCCUGAUGUGAUUGCUAGUGUCGUGAGCUGGAAUGUCUGCUGUUAGCUAAGGUGAUGUUUGACCGCUGCGCAAAACCUCAGUCCUCUGGACGCAUGCAUGCGGGGUUGGGAGCGGACGGUCGCCGAUGUAUUGGUACUGGUGACCGCAUGUGAUUUUUUUGACGCUCGUAGGGGAAUGAUUUGGGUAGAGGUGUUUGCACGUUGCUUGGUUGAAGUGCUAGGCCAAUUUUAUACCGCGAAGGCAAUCCCUGAAUGGUAUGUCUCGUUCGUGGUAAGAGGGACCAGAUGCGUGCCUUCCAGUUCAUAUUUGUGUACAAAGGGCUAAGGGCAUUUCCGCUCAGUAUGAGAUUGUGAGCCUCCUGCCAAAAUGCGUCCACAAUAAACACUUUUU